Saccoglossus kowalevskii is the source of this 1848-nucleotide messenger RNA. Its product is annotated as piggyBac transposable element-derived protein 5-like. The record is from RefSeq and is a predicted model, not a curated record. Lineage: Eukaryota; Metazoa; Hemichordata; Enteropneusta; Harrimaniidae.
AUGUCACCAAAGAAAUGGUACAAGAAAAAUGUAUGCGGUACAGAACAAUCAACACUUGCGAGUUUCCCCGAAAAACAAACUAUUAAAAAACGUGUUGUGUAUGCACACGCAUCGCCAAUGGACACGCGUGAUGAUGAACUUGUAUUGGACGAAAAAACGGGUGAGCUACGACACAAAAUACCAGAUGAUUUCAUAGUUGCAACUGACGAUGAUACAGAUUCAGAAAUCGAUGAAGAUCGUGCUGAGAAUGACGAUUUUUUAGAGCAACGUUACCCACCUGUACUCGAUAGCGACAUUGAAAUUGAAUCCGACACAGAAAUUGGUGCUACAUUCGAUUAUGUUGCCUCCGGCACUGGUGAAUGGAGAAUGGCCACGGAGGAAGACGGCGAUAUAUUUACUAUUCCAGUUUUUGAACCCGAACCUGGACCAACUUUCGAACUGCCUUCAUAUGCUCGUGAGGUGGAAUAUUUCUACAAAUUUAUCCCACCAGAACUGAUAGAACUGGCUUCUACCGAGACUAAUAAAUACGCCAAAUAUCAUCAAAAAUGCAUUGCAAAAAAAUUAAAUGCCCGCUGGCGUAAUACAAAUUUCAUUGAAAUGCAAGCAUUCUUUGGUGUGAUGAUAUGUAUGGGUGUUGAUCACAAAUCAGCAAUCGACGAUUAUUGGUCGAGUGACCCCUUUCUGCAGAACAUGGGAAUUGCAUCAGUAAUGACUCGGGCCAGAUUUCAAAUGCUAAUGCGUUAUUUUCAUUUAGCUGAUCCAGUAAAUGACCCACGGCGGGAUCCUGACAUUGAACGUCGCCGUCAACGAUCAGAGGCCGACCCGUUGUAUAAAAUCAACCCGUGGCUGAAACCCGUACUCGAAAAUUGUCGGCGAUACUACCAGAUGGGACAGGAAAUUUCGAUUGAUGAGGGUAUGAUUAGAUUCAAGGGACGGUCCAAGUUUAAGCAGAGAUUGCCCCACAAACCCGACCGUGAUGGCUUCAAAAUAUGGCAGGUGUGCGACUCGACAACGUCUUACAUUGCAAACUUUGAACCAUAUUUGGGGGUGAAAUAUAAAACUACAAUUGAGGGGAGAAAGAAAGAAACUGGGACAAUCAAGAAGACAACACACCGGUUGCUACAGCCCUUCACAGAAAAAAACCAUAUUCUUUUCUGUGAUUCGCUUUUUACGUCGGUUAACACAGCCCUUGAAUUACAAGACAAGGAAGUGUACAUGGUCGGUAGUUUUAGCAGACGAAAUCGGAAAACCAUGCCGCCGCAAUUAAUUCCUGAAGGGAAAAGCAAGAAGCUGAAAUUGAAAAUUGGUGAAAUGAAAGCAGCAACUAGACCGGACGACAUUAUCAAUAUUACUGCAUACCAGGAUGACAGCGCGCAAAUAUUGAUUUUAAAUACAGUCUAUCCAGAAGCAGUAGAUGACGAGAGACACAUGCCUGUAUCGUUACAAUGUUACAGACAUCACAUGGGUGGCGUGGAUCGUUCUAACCAAAGGCGAAAAUACUAUCACACGGGCAGAAAAAACAAUCGUUGGUGGAUCUACAUGGCCUGUUACCUCAUAGAUGUUGCAUUGGUCAAUGCUUAUGAAUGUUUCAAGGCAUUGAAUCGCACGACUAAAGUAACGCACAAAUUCUUCAAUAUCCGCACAGGUAAACAACUGAUUGGUGGACACUCGAGUAGAAUUCAAAAAUCCAUAAGAGAAGUUGGCUCUCUUCCAAGUAACACGUCAUUUAUUCGUAGUUUAAAUCAUGGUUCACCGCCAGAGGGCGCAACGCCAGAGCAGAGCAAAACACCCUCACAAACAAAACAAAAUACUCGUACACAACGGUGUCUUGGGUCCAGUAGGGGGUAG